GGCAGCACGACGCUUUACUCCGUAUGGGGCAUCGGUUUCAGGUGUCGCCUCGAUUUUUCGCCAGAUGCUACUAAUUUAGCUUGAUCGGCUAUGAAUAUAACGCGAUGUGGGUCUCUGCUCCUUAGCCCAUGGGCAAAUAAAGUCCUUCAACCUCGGAAUUCUGCCGCUGGUCUGCUUUUAAACAUGCCUGGUGAUAUUGCCGCGCUCUUUCUUGCCUGUUCUUUCCCACACUUCCUCCAUUCUACAUACUCUUGUUGAAGCGGUGCACAAUCGCCCGCCAUGCCUAUUAUUGCAAAUACUCCAGAAGCUGUAUUGGGUCGCACGGACUCGCUUGAUCCGGCCACAACUUGUCGCGGUGUCACCUCCAAUGGGCGGCCAUGUCGCCGGGCUCUGGCGUCUCCAUCGCCAUCAGAUACACCGGCUUCAAAGACAGAACAGACCGACCUAUCUGCGAUGUACUGCUGGCAGCACAAAGAUCAGGCAGCGUCGGUUCCGCAGACGAACAGCGGGGCCAACCCUUCGCGAUUGAGGCCCCGUGGCAGUAUCGACACUUUAAUGGAGCGGUUAGGGUUGAUGGAUCUUAACGACGCAGGUACCUCAGACAAGCGCCGCAGACAGCGGAAACCAGCACCGAAGAAGCGUACCAGACGUACGAUAUGCUGCUGCUUCGAGGUCAUCGAGGAGGAAGACAUCCGGCCGUCGCGGCCGGUCAAUGCCCCAACGGAGAUGCAACAAAUUCCCGCUGGGAAGCUGUCGUCACCGACCCCAUCCCUGUCUCCUCACCAGGUUCCUGUUCGACCCAGUAAACCUGGCUCUUCCUCUUCAGGAACCGACGACGACAUUCUCUCUUGGAUUCCGUCUGGCCUUGCGCCGGAGACGACCUCCAACCUCACCGCGGAAUUGGCCAAGCCUAUUUCGGAAGCCGAUGAGCCUGGCUACAUUUACAUGUUCUGGAUGACACCGUCGACAUCUGAGUCCAAAGAGCCGCCUUCUUUAGAGGUAGCCUCGAACCUCAUGCCGCCAACAUCCUCCCCAGGACGUGACCGCCGCGUAAGCGAUGCAAUUCGGACCGCCCGCGAUCUCAAUGCCUUGGCAUCUGCACCAACUCAUGACAGCCCCGGCACGCUCCGUCUAAAGAUCGGGCGUGCUAACAAUGUGCAGCGACGACUCAAUGAGUGGAGCCGACAAUGCGGCCACCAUCUCACCUUGAUCCGAUACUACCCUUACACACCCUCCACCCCGCAACCAUCGCCAUCUCGACAUGGCCGCGGCAAUGAUGACAGUACUGCAACUCUUGUCCCGGGACGCAAAGUGCCCCAUGUCCACCGCGUGGAACGGCUCAUUCAUCUGGAGCUAGGUGACGUGCGGAUCCGCGACCUAGGAAAAUGUCCGGACUGCGGAAGGGAGCAUCGCGAGUGGUUUGAAAUCACAGCAGAGAAGUCGUCCCUGAAACGGGUGGACGAUUGUAUUCGCCGAUGGGUGAAAUGGGCAGAAACGCAUUAGCUAUCUACGUAUUAUUAACAUUAAUAUACUCGUUAGAAACAAUCUGCGAACGUCUCUAUUAUUGUUUCAGUCAAGUAUCUGUUGUAUGGCAUGAUAACGAUAAGAACAGCAGCAACAAUAAUGACAACA
Aspergillus vadensis CBS 113365 is the source of this 1632-nucleotide messenger RNA. RefSeq lists its product as uncharacterized. The record is from RefSeq and is a predicted model, not a curated record. Bases 280 to 1503 code for a protein of 407 amino acids. NCBI's taxonomy places the organism in Eukaryota, Fungi, Ascomycota, Eurotiomycetes, Eurotiales, Aspergillaceae. The transcript has a single exon.